This is a messenger RNA of Darwinula stevensoni, 1983 nucleotides long. The record is from the annotation of a GenBank genome assembly. Lineage: Eukaryota; Metazoa; Arthropoda; Ostracoda; Podocopida; Darwinulidae.
AUGUCGCCUGAACUGAUGGAAAUUAACUCAGGCGUAUGUAACGUGCGCCUAAAAGAUGAGUCUGCUUGGAAAACCUAUAAAGCCGGUGAAAAGUUUACAGUACCUGGCAAUUCUUCUUUUGAAAUUGAAGUGACCGAAACGGUAGAUUACAAAGGGUUUUUUAUGCCUUCAUUUGACAUCAGUUCUGAAGUAGAUAUGGUCGCGUUGAAAAAUGCGGUAGAUACUGCGGGUAAGCAAAUUACCAAUCGAUAUGACUUUAAAGGCACGUCUGCCAAAGUAGAACUCAACGAAAAAGAUAAUUUGAUUACUUUGUUUGGCGAUAACGAUUUUCAGCUCGACCAAAUCAAAGAUAUUUUGCUCCCCGCGAUGGAGAAAAAAGAGCCCGAUUCAUCAAAACGCUUAGAUCAUAAAGAUGUGCAAAAGGUGGGUGGUAACAAGGUAAAACAAGAGCUUAAAAUUCGUGCGGGGAUUGAUAGUGAUUUAGCCAAACGUCUGGUAAAGCUGCUCAAAGAUUCUGGUAUGAAAGUGCAAGCCAGCAUUCAGGGCGACACGGUGCGGGUGAACGGCGCAAAACGUGAUGUGCUGCAAGAGGCAAUCGCAUUUUGCAAAAAAAAUCAAACUAAAGUCACGGCUUAUGACUCCACCUUGCGCGAUGGUGCGCAAGCGCAAGGCGUCUCUUUUACGGUGGAAGACAAGCUUAAAAUAGUAAAAGAACUAGAUGCGCUAGGAAUUGGCUAUAUUGAAGCGGGCAACCCAGGCUCUAACCCUAAAGAUUUAGAGUUUUUUAAGCGCGCGGCAGAUCUGCAAUUACAACACGCAAAAAUUAUCGCAUUUGGCAGCACGCGCCGUAUCGGCAUCAAAGCGGCAGAUGACAACAACCUGCCAACCUUAAAAGCGGCGGCAGAGGCGGGUGCAGAUGUGCUGGCCUUGUGUGAUACCAAUGGCGGCACUUUCCCGAAUGAAAUUUUUGAAAUCACGGAAAAAGUCGUUGCCCAAUUUGGUUCUGUUCAAUCAGGCGGUGUGCAAGUAGGCAUUCAUUGCCAUAACGAUUGUGAAAUGGCGGUGGCGAAUUCUGUUGCCGCCGUCCAAGCAGGUGCUACACAGGUGCAAGGCACCAUCAAUGGCAUUGGUGAGCGCUGUGGUAAUGCCAAUUUGUGUUCCAUCAUCCCCAAUUUGCAAUUAAAGCUGGGGCUGAGUUGCAUUCCACCAGAAAAUAUUAGCACCCUCACGCAUGUAGCGCGUUUUGUGAACGAAGUCGCUAAUAUGCCAUUUAACGAUAAAGCACCAUAUGUUGGAAACGAUGCGUUUUCGCACAAAGGUGGUAUGCAUAUUGAUGCGGUCAACAAAAACCCGAUUUCGUAUGAGCACAUUAACCCGGAACAAGUGGGUAAUAUCCGCCAUAUUUUGGUUUCAGAAGUCGCAGGGCGGGGCGCAUUGCUGAAUAAAUUGCAGCAAAUUGAACCAACGCUGACUAAAGAUUCGCCCGACACCAUCCGCGUGUUAGAGCAACUCAAAGCCUUGGAGCAUGAAGGCUACCAGUUUGAAGGCGCCGAAAGCUCGUUUGAUUUGUUAAUUCACAAACUGCUAGGUAAAUUUGAGCCAUUUUUUAGCCUCAAGCAAUACAACGUCAGUAUUUUUGAGCCUUCAGCCGAUGGCCUCAAUUCUUCCGCCACCAUCCAUGUGAACGUGAGUGGCGUUGAUGCAAAUGCCACCGCGCAAGGCGAUGGCCCGGUGAAUGCGCUAGACAAAGCCAUGCGUAAAGCCUUGGCAGAUUUUUACCCAGCCAUUAACGAGAUUAAAUUGGUGGAUUAUAAAGUGCGCGUCUUAGAUAGUAGCCAAGCCACCGCCGCCAAAGUGCGCGUGAUUAUUGAAUCUACCGACCAGCAACAAAGCUGGACGACCAUUGGCGUUUCAACCGAUAUUAUUGAAGCGUCUUGGUUGGCGUUGAAGGAUGCGGUAGAAGUGAAGCUAAUGAAAUUGUAG